Molecule: messenger RNA, 717 nt
Organism: Mustela erminea (ermine)
Lineage: Eukaryota; Metazoa; Chordata; Mammalia; Carnivora; Mustelidae
Gene: H3-4
Product: histone H3.1
Exons: 1
Coding region: 23-433 (136 amino acids)
Cellular component (GO): nucleosome
Molecular function (GO): protein heterodimerization activity; DNA binding; structural constituent of chromatin
Source: RefSeq, a predicted model, not a curated record
UUCCUUCAGCGGCACGGGACCCAUGGCCCGCACGAAGCAGACGGCGCGCAAGUCCACAGGCGGCAAGGCACCACGCAAGCAGCUGGCCACGAAAGUGGCCCGGAAGAGCGCCCCGGCAACAGGCGGCGUUAAGAAGCCACACCGCUACCGGCCUGGCACGGUGGCUCUGCGUGAGAUCCGGCGGUACCAGAAGUCCACAGAGCUGCUGAUCCGCAAGCUGCCGUUCCAGCGGCUGGUGCGUGAAAUCGCGCAGGACUUCAAGACCGACCUGCGCUUCCAGAGCUCGGCCGUCACGGCACUGCAGGAGGCGUGUGAGGCCUAUCUGGUUGGGCUGUUCGAGGACACCAACCUGUGCGCCAUCCACGCCAAGCGGGUUACCAUCAUGCCCAAGGACAUCCAGCUGGCGCGCCGCAUUCGUGGGGAGCGCGCCUAAGGCCCCCGCGCAGGCCGCUCCACCAGAGCACUAGUGCUCACCCCAAAGGCUCUUUUCAGAGCCACCACCUGGCCACAAAGGGUGCUGUGCCAACCCGGGGUGACUCCCGACUACUACAUGUUGUCUCCGCAUCCACUUAGUGGGUUGCAGUAACUAGGAUUCCCUGGGGAGAACGCACUGAAGCCCCCACCCUUGGGAGGGCCUGUGGCUGCCAACAUGUGAACCAACCUCCCAACCCUGCAAGGUGAGCAGCAGGAUCUCCACUUGGAGGAAACAGUACAAGU